Molecule: messenger RNA, 2241 nt
Organism: Eimeria tenella
Lineage: Eukaryota; Apicomplexa; Conoidasida; Eucoccidiorida; Eimeriidae
Product: zinc finger (CCCH type) protein, putative
Exons: 3
Coding region: 1-2241 (746 amino acids)
Source: RefSeq, a predicted model, not a curated record
AUGCCCAGCCCCCCCAUGAGUAGCCUCCUCGGCGCUUCUAUCUUGAGUUCAGCAGCAGCAGCAGCAACAGCAGCAACAGCAGCAGCAGCAGCAACAAUCUGGUUUCCCUGCUGUUACCGGUCAAACAACAAUGGCAAAGCCGGAGAGGACACCCACCCUGGCAACAGCAGCAUUAAGCAGCAGCAGCAGCAGCAGCGGCAGCACAGGCAGCAGAAUCGGCAGCAGAGGCAGCAGCAGCAGCGUGCUCAGCAGCAGCAGCAGCAACAGCAGCACCACUACUACAAAGGAAGAGGCGCAAUGUUGCUUCCCAGCUACAACGGAAAGGGGCCCCUGCAAUCUGCUGCUGUUUUGGAGGCCCCCAGCAGCAGGGGGGGCCCUGUUGCUGGGCCAUUCUGCGGGCUUGGGGACAGUGCCAUGUCGCCUGCCGCAGCAGCAGCAGCUGCUGCGGCUGCUGCAGCAGCAAACACGGUUCCCGCGGGGCUGAGCGCUUCCGCUGCAGCAGCAAGCGGCGCUGCUUCUCCCUUUUGCUUCUCCGCGCCUUCGUGGGGCUACACGAAGCCGGGCCUGCCCUCCAGCAGCAGCAGCGCAGCAGCAGCAGCAGCAGCUGCUGCUGCUGCUGCGCUCCGCGGCCACCGGCGGCCCACUGAGGAGCGGCUGCGGGAGGGAGCAGCACUGGGGAGGCGGGGCAGCCUGGGCAGCCUGAAGGCUGCGCCGCAGCAGCAAGCAACAGCAGCAGCAGCAGCAGCAGCAGCAGCACUGGGUUUCCGCCUAGAGGGGGACUUGGGGGCCCCCCAGGGGCCCCUCAGGGACCUCCGGGGUGUACAAGCAGCUGAGGGUUUGGCUGACAAAUAUCAAACCCCUUUUGUUUGCGUCUAUUUGCCUUCCACAGGAUAUUUAAUUCAUUUUCCGGGGGCCCGGGAGACCGCAGCAGCAGGGGGAGCAGCAGCAGCAGCAGCAGCAGCCGCAGCAGCAGCAGCAGCCGCGGACGCCAACGCCCAGCAGGCCAACUUGCACCCGAAGGGAAAGAGAAACCCCCACGACUUCUGCUCCAGCACGCGCAUGCAGGAAGCAGGAGCAGCAGCAGCAGCAGCAGCAGCAGCAGCAGCACCUUUCUCUCCUUAUUGCUGCAGCUCGGAGUACGAGCAGCAGCAGCAGCACCGACACCCUCAGCAGCACGCCGUCCCCAACACUGCACUGGAGCAGCAACAGCAGCAGCAGCAAAGGCAGUGCUUCUCUAGGGGAGCGCAUGCAGCAGCAAAUCUGUACGCUCCCCAGCACCAGUUCGUGGGCCAGCGGCAGAAUUCGGGCUUUCCGCUGCAGCAGCAGCAGCAGCAGCUGCUGCCGCUGCAGCAGCAACCGCUGCUGCUGCUGCAGGAGCAGCUGCACGGCCUGUGCAUGCCGUCUAAAGCAGACGCAAAGUAUCCUUUAGGAGGCCCUGCUGCUGCUGCUUCCUUCUUUGGGGGGCCCUGCAGCAACGAGAAGCAGCAGCAGCAAAAGCAGCAGCAGCAUAUGCUGGGUGAGCCCACCACAGCAGCAACAGAAGAAGAAGAAACAGCAGCUUCGCAGCUUACGCCCGAAAGCGGCAGCAGCAGCAGCAGCAACGGCAGCAGCAGCAGCGGGUCGUCCUGUGACCUCCUCCAAAGACAGGAAUCCAAGCUGCAUGGAGCUGCUGCUGCCCCUGCAGAACAAGCAGCAGUGGUUGCUGCUGUUGCUGCUGCUGCUAGAAAACGAGAGCAGCAGCAGCAGCAGCAGCACAAGUCCCUGUGGGGCGGAGCCGGGAUAAGUGUACCGGCAGCUGCAGCGCAGCAGCGGAAUUGUUGGGCGCAGGCCGCUCACGACCAGCAGCAGCAGCAGCAGCAGCAGCAGCAGCCCUUCUGGCUGCCCUCUCUUGAGGCCCUCGAUGGGGAGACAGUGUGGCAAGCGAGGGACUGCAGCGGAGACGGAGCUGCUGCUGCUGUUGCUGUUGCUGAAGCAGCGAGUGUAGCUGCGGGCAGCAGCAGCAGCAGCAGCAGCAACGGCGCUCUCUGUGCGGCCAAAAGGAGAGGUGGGAAACAAAACCUUUUUGCUGCUUUUCAAGAUGAGAGACACGCAGCAGCAGCAGCAGCAGCAAGCCCCAGAGAUAUGGGAGAACUCGCGCAGCUGUCCCCCACAGCAGCACUUAUAGCAGCAAUUUGGGGAGCUGAGGAGCCCAACUCCCGCCCAGUUUCGGUUUCUAAGUAUCCGCAGCAGCAGCAGCAGUAG